Molecule: messenger RNA, 1671 nt
Organism: Pieris macdunnoughi
Lineage: Eukaryota; Metazoa; Arthropoda; Insecta; Lepidoptera; Pieridae
Source: the annotation of a GenBank genome assembly
AUGUCGUUUUCUUUUGGUACUCCUUCAAGUGCUCCAGCAAGUGGUUUAUCCGGGGGUUUUAGUUUUGGCGCUAACAAGCCCGCCACACCUGCCUUUGGUUUAGGUGGUACUCAGCCAUCCUUAGGGCUUUUUGGUACACCUGCUACAUCAGCUCCAGCAUUCGGGACAGCAACACCGGCUUUUGGUUCAACGCCUGCAUUUGGUGCCACAUCCACAGCCCCAACAUUUGGAGCAAAUGCUACACCUGCAUUUGGGGCAACUCCUGCUGCUCCUACAUUUGGAGCUAGUUCUACUCCAGCAUUUGGUGCAACAUCUGUUGCCUCAACAUUUGGUGCCACAUCAGCAGCACCUGCUUUUGGUGCAACAACUACACCGGCAUUUGGCGCAAUAACUACACCGGCAUUUGGCGCAACAUCUACUCCAGCAUUUGGAGCUACAUCUACUCCUGCUUUUGGUACUGCUUCUACUGCAUCUGCAUUUAGAACUACAACACCGGCCUUUGGUAACACCUCAUUUGGAAGUAGUCUUAGCACUGGAUUGGGUUUUGGAGCAACAACUACUACUUCAGCUACCAGUCUUUCAUUUGGUACAACGACGACAACAAGUGCAGGCUUGGGUGGCCUUGGCGGUUUUGGGUUUGGUGCUUCGACCACUGCACAGCCUAACAUUGGGCUAGGUGGUACAACUACUACAGGGAGCUUUGCAACAACUAGUCUGGGGUUGGGAGGAGCGGCACCCACUAACACAGCAGGAGCCAGCGAUGGCAAAAGUGAACCUCCAAAGCAGACGAAAUUACCAAACGAGGUAUCGACAACGGUGGAAGCUUUUAAAGAAUUUGUUAAGAAACAGAAAUCUCUGAGCUCCGACAUCAUGAGGGUGUCUAUCAAGCCUCUGCAGAAGGUGAGUCGCGAAGCGGAGUGCACUCUGCGCCUGGCCAUGGCCCUGAACAGCGAGACGUCGCGUUGUCGCGCUCAGUCGCGUCGGCUCCGCACCUCCGCCGCCGCCGCCCUCGCCGCCGCCGAGACCGCCAACAGAGACCCGCCGGGUUCCGAGUUGGAAGGAAUAACUCCGCCGACGUACGUGAAGGACCUGAUAUCGGAGUUAGAGCAGCAGAUCAUCACUUUCAGGAGACAGAUGGACGUGGCCGACAAGCAGAUGCAAUCCUCGCCCAAACUGCUCACCGAACAGGAAUUGACCAUGGGCAUGCGCCGGAUGCACGAGUCGUUCGUGGCGUUGGCUGGAAGACUGCAGGCCGUGCACGCGCAGGUGCAAGCGCAGAAGGAGCAGUACCUCAACUUCAGGAAGUACGUGCUGAAGGACCCCACCGACGUCUUCGACACCAGCGCGAGCGCGAGCCUGGACCAGAUAUUACGAGACGCGGAAGGAACGAGAAAGAAGAGCAAGUCGGGGUUCCCGAGCGAGCUGGGGUUCGACGGCGCCGUGCUCUCGGACCCCAGGGCCGCUUUAGGAAACGCGCAGCAGUUGGCCGGCCCCACGCCCUUCACCUACCUCGGCAGCACUCUGUCGCCCUUCUCCGCCGCCGAGGCCCAAGGAUCGAACUGGCAGCCCACGCCGCAGGCGGUGAAUUCGUCGUUGAACUUUAGCGGUUUCGGGUCUCAGACGGACAGUUUUCAGCUUCAAAAACCGCCCGGAAAACGCGGAAAGCAGUGA